ACCAACACCUUUCCUCCGUAUCUUUCACGACCUCUUCACUUUUGCUAAGAUGUCGUCUCUCAAGCCCACCAACAUUGACGAGCUCUCCGUCGCGACCAUCCGAUGCCUCGCGGCUGACGUUGUCGCCAAGGCCAACUCGGGCCACCCCGGCAUGCCCAUGGGCAUGGCACCCAUCUCGCAGGUCCUCUUCUCCAAGCUCUUCCGUACCUCCGGAGCUGGCAAGACCCCUUGGAUCAACAGGGACCGCUUCGUGUUGAGCAAUGGCCACGGCUGUGCCCUGCAGUACAUCAUUGCCCACCUCCUGGGCUACGAGCUGUCCAUGGAAGACCUCAAGGAAUUCCGUCAGCUCGACUCCAAGACCCCUGGUCACCCCGAAGCCGGACAUGACACCCCCAUGGUCGAGUGCACAACUGGCCCCCUUGGACAGGGCAUCAGCAACGCCGUAGGUCUUGCCAUUGCUCAGGCCAACGCUGCAGCUACGUUCAACAAGGAGGGUCUUGAGCUCUUCAACAACUUCACUUACUGCUUCCUCGGCGAUGGCUGCUUGAUGGAGGGCAUCUCGAGCGAGGCAUGCUCGCUCGCCGGUCACUUGAAGCUUGGCAACCUUAUCUGCGUGUACGACGACAACCACAUCUCCAUUGACGGCGACACUGCUUGCUCCUUCACCGAGGACGUCGAGCAGCGCUACCUCGCAUACGACUGGCACGUGCUCCACGUCAACGACGGUGACCGUGACCUUGCCGGCAUGGCCAAGGCUCUUGAGGAGGCCAAGAAGGUCACCGACAAGCCCACCAUCAUCCGUCUCAAGACCACCAUCGGCUACGGCUCCAAGAUCCAGGGCGGUGCCGGCACCCACGGCGCUCCCCUCAAGGCCGACGACAUCGAGCAGCUCAAGGAGAAGUUCGGCUUCGACCCCUCCAAGAAGUUCCACAUUCCCCAGGAGGUCUACGACUUCUGGCACCAGAUCCAGGAGCGUGGCGCCGGCUACCAGAAGGAGUGGGACCAGAUGUUCGAGCAGUACAAGUCUAAGUACCCCGCCGAGCACGCUGAGCUUUCGCGCCGAAUGGCGGGCAAGCUUCCCAACGGAUGGGAGAAGGCUCUCCCUACGUACUCGCCCUCCGACUCGGCCGUCGCUACCCGCAAGCUCUCCGAGACGCUCCUGUCCAAGGUCUCUGCUGCCGUGCCUGAGCUCCUCGGUGGCUCUGCCGACUUGACCGGCUCUAACCUUACCCGCUGGUCUGACGCCACCGACUUCCAGCACCCCUCGUCGCAAUUGGGCAACUACAGCGGUCGCUACAUCCGCUACGGUGUCCGUGAGCACGCUAUGGGCGCCAUCAUGAACGGUCUCCACGCCUACGGCUUGCACAUCCCCACCUCGGGCACUUUCCUCAACUUCGUCUCUUACGCCGUCGGAGCCGUCCGUCUCUCUGCCCUCUCCAACUUCCGCGCCAUCUGGGUCGCUACCCACGACUCGAUUGGUCUCGGUGAGGACGGACCCACUCAUCAGCCCAUCGAGACGGCCAUGGCCCUCCGUGCCAUCCCCAACCUCAACUUCAUGCGCCCUGCUGACGGUAACGAGGUUUCGGCCAUGUACAAGGUCGCCAUCGAGUCGGCCAAGACCCCCUCGGUCAUUGCCCUCUCGCGCCAGAACCUGCCCCAGCUCGAAGGCUCUACCAUCGAGAAGGCAGAGAAGGGUGGUUACGUCCUCAAGGAGGUUGAGAAUGCCGACGUCACCCUCGUCGCCACUGGUUCCGAGGUCGCCAUCGCCCGCGACGCCGCCGCUGAGCUCGAGAAGAAGGGCAUCAAGGCCCGCCUCGUAUCAAUGCCCUGCUUCCGCGUCUUCGACAUCCAGCCCAUGGAGUACCGCCGCUCCGUGCUGCCCAGCGGCCAGCCCAUCAUCUCACUCGAGGCUUACACCACCCUCGGCUGGCACAAGUACUCGCACGUCCAGCACGGCAUCAACCGAUUCGGUGCUUCUGCCCCUGCUCCUCAGGUCUACGAGAAGCUCCAGAUCGCUCCCAAGCCCUUCGCUGAGAAGGCCGAGAAGGUCAUUGCCUACUACAAGAAGGAGAAGAUCCCCCUUGUUUCGCCCAUUGAGCUCACCGCUGCUUUCGAGUAAACGUGGCGCAGCGUAGAGCGGUGCAAGCAAUAGACCGUCGUCGUUUGCGAGGUCGGCCGGCAUCGAUUGAGUUUCGCAUGGUUGCUCUUCCUCUCUUUGACUCUCAUUACUACUAGUCUCUCUGAUCCGUGAAAUACAGAAGCGUGCUAUCAAUCCAUUGCCACCGGCUGG
This is a messenger RNA of Jaminaea rosea, 2290 nucleotides long. RefSeq names its product putative transketolase. Gene Ontology annotation, biological process: pentose-phosphate shunt. NCBI's taxonomy places the organism in Eukaryota, Fungi, Basidiomycota, Exobasidiomycetes, Microstromatales. Gene Ontology annotation, molecular function: transketolase activity. The coding region runs from base 50 to 2119 and encodes 689 amino acids. The transcript has 6 exons. Gene Ontology annotation, cellular component: cytosol. The record is from RefSeq and is a predicted model, not a curated record.